CUCGGCUCUGUCACUGGACGGCGAUCCGGUGGAGCCGAGGUCGCCGCUCCUUCGGCGGAUCCCGGCUGUCGCCUCGGCACCUAGCGAUCGAUCUCGACGUUUGGAACUAUCGCUUAGGUUUGCCGCUGCGGCGAUUUCUGGCCUCUGGCAGCUUAGAAGUUGAUGGUUGUCGAUUCAGUAUCUUCUCCUCGAAGGAGAUCACAGCCAGCAAAUUUCAUCGCAUCCUUGUCUAAGAAGCAAGCGUCAGCCCCCGACGAGUCUGGUGCCUGGUCUAUUCUCUUCAGCCGGCACAGGUUCUUCUCGACGUUGCUGUCACUUUGGGGCCUACAAAUACAUCCUCCGGAAUGGCCAGAGCUGAAAAGGCUCUUUAUGAGGCCAAAGCUGCUUCUUUGUAAAGGCUCACAACUUACAAACUCAAGUUCUUUUGAUCUUUUUUUACCAGACCCUGGCCAAAGUGCAUUCAAGGGCACGAGGUCGUCACAUGAGCAUGAGCUGAACCAAAUCGGAUUACGGCAAAACGGGUGGCUCUCCUCUGCUUCACUCGCUAAACAUAUCGAGCCAUCGCGGGCGCCGCUAUGACGCCUCUCCGCCGCCGAGAUGCCAACCUCCGUUAAGCUUUCUUUGGCACCGUCUACCGCCACCGCCUGCCUCUUCUCCCGCUGCUAUUCAUUCCCUAGGCGCGGGAUUAGGGCUUCCACGGCGACGAUGGGCACCGCCGUGGCGCCCGCGGUGAUCGUCGGCGGAGGGAGGGUCGGCCAGAUGCUGCGAUCCCUGGGAGACGGUCGUGACGCUGUCGUAGGAAGGGGUCAGCCGGUGCCCGCCGAUUUUCAAGGCCCGAUACUCGUUUGUACCCGCAACGAUGACCUCGAGGCCGUCCUUGCUUCCACCCCUCGCUCCCGGUGGAACGAUUUGGUGUUCUUCCAGAAUGGUAUGCUUGAACCGUGGCUCGAAAGCAAGGGAUUGGGUGAUGCAGAUCAGGUCUUGGCGUAUUUUGCUGUGUCGAAGCUCGGAGAAGCUCCGGUUGAUGGGAAGACUGACACUAACCCUGAAGGGUUGACAGCAGUAUUCGGCAAAUGGGCAUCAGCGAUAGCGGCACGUCUCCACGGUGGUGGCCUUUCUUGCAAGGUCCUUGAAAAGGAAGCUUUUCAGAAGCAAAUGCUGGAGAAGCUGAUAUGGAUCUCGGCUUUCAUGCUUGUUGGAGCUCGUCAUCCAGGAGCUACUGUUGGUGUCGUUGAAAAGGAAUAUCGCACUGAGGUAGAAAGCCUCAUUGCGGAACUAGCAUCUGCUGCUGCUGCAGAAAAAGGAAUAACAUUUGAAGGAGGAAUGGUAGACAGGCUAUGUGCUUAUUCCAGGGCAGUUGCACAUUUUCCAACUGCUGUUAAGGAGUUCAAGUGGAGGAAUGGCUGGUUUUAUUCGCUCACGGAAAAGGCACUAGCAGAAGGAAAGCGAGAUCCAUGCCCUCUGCAUACAGCUUGGCUCAAGGAAAUCAAUAUCAUUUAGACGGAAACUAUACGAAGAUCAUUUGUUUCAUGUCAAGUAUCAUAUAAGAGAUUAUGCACAAUUGAAUAAACAAUGCUCUCAUCACUUGGAAUUGAGCUUGUUUUUUCCCCAAUCCUAACCAUUUUGGCGUAA
Zingiber officinale is the source of this 1632-nucleotide messenger RNA. RefSeq lists its product as uncharacterized. The transcript is spliced from 8 exons. The record is from RefSeq and is a predicted model, not a curated record. NCBI's taxonomy places the organism in Eukaryota, Viridiplantae, Streptophyta, Magnoliopsida, Zingiberales, Zingiberaceae. The coding region runs from base 598 to 1500 and encodes 300 amino acids.